This is a messenger RNA of Peromyscus californicus insignis, 827 nucleotides long. RefSeq lists its product as uncharacterized. The record is from RefSeq and is a predicted model, not a curated record. The coding region runs from base 1 to 705 and encodes 234 amino acids. Lineage: Eukaryota; Metazoa; Chordata; Mammalia; Rodentia; Cricetidae. The transcript has a single exon.
AUGUCGCUGCCUCUCCGGCUGCCCUACUGCUCUCCCGCGCGGCGGCUGCGCGCCGUGCUCCUGUUCCCUUACUUCCGUGCCCCGGUCACUCCCCCGCCGUCCCCGGCCUGUGCGCAGGAGCCCGACUCGGAACCCGAAGGUGGCACCCAGGAGAGCUACGCGGAGGAGGAGGCUUGGCUCUACUCCGGCGGCCACUGGGGGCGCGUGCUGAGAGGCCGCGUGGGCGCCAUCCCGCAAGGCUGGGCGUGGCCGGGCACGCCGAGCAUCCAGCAAGCGCCACAGCCCCGGCACUUGCCCCCACCCCCGCCCACCGCGGCCCUGGCGCCUUCCCCGGACACCUCCCCGAUCGCCGUGUCUUGGCGCUCGCAGUCCAUCCGCCCCACGGUGCUGGGCCGUCGGCCCUCGCUAACGCAGGGUACUCGGCGAGCCAAGGAGCGCCAGCCCGGAACUGCAAGCGCGGGAGGGAAGGAGCCCGAGCCUAGGGUGAACGGCCAGAAUGAGUGGCGUUUGAGGAGCGUGGAGGAGCCCACACCUGCUCUCCCGGUUCCCCGAACUUUGGCCUUUAGAGGGGUCGCUGGUCGCAGCCUGUGUUCGGGGAAGAGAAGUGGGAAGCUGAGCAAGCCUGCCAGCACCUCGCCAGAAAAAUAUCAGGGAAGCUGCCGAAGAGUGACCCUGGAGUUCAAAGGAGUGGAAAAGCCUAGAUGAACUAUGACGAAGAUGCAUCAAAGAAUCCUAAAGCAAUAGAGCUUUUUAUACCUCCCCUCCCCCUCCUAGCUCAGAGAGAAAGACCAAAACGGUGAAGUAAUUGAAAUGGAAUAAAACAUUAU